Messenger RNA from Haliotis rubra (blacklip abalone), 693 nucleotides. Its product is annotated as toll-like receptor 6. Gene Ontology annotation, cellular component: membrane. Gene Ontology annotation, biological process: immune response; inflammatory response; toll-like receptor signaling pathway. The transcript has 3 exons. Bases 1 to 693 code for a protein of 230 amino acids. Lineage: Eukaryota; Metazoa; Mollusca; Gastropoda; Lepetellida; Haliotidae. Gene Ontology annotation, molecular function: transmembrane signaling receptor activity. The record is from RefSeq and is a predicted model, not a curated record.
AUGGCGCUUACUACACUACAAGGCUUGGCCAUUUACAGCAUCACCUACAUUUCUGGUGAUGCAUUUCAAGAUAUGUCCCGGAUAGAAGUCCUGGAUCUUAGGUACAACACUGUACACGUUAAGGACCUUCAGAAAUCACUCAACGGUUUUCAAAAUACAGUUCGCUCUAUUGAUGUGUCAAAUAACAAAUAUUUUCGAAAUCUUACGGAAGACUUUGAAGAUACAAGUAAAUUCAUUAAAUCCCCCGAGUCCUAUCAAUGCGGAUAUCCAUUGAACCUCAAAUCAACGCUUCUCAUUGAUGCCAACAUCUCUGAAGAGACUUGUCGAAUCUCACCUUAUGUGUUUCCCAUAAUCUUUGGUUUGUCCUUAGUUUCAAUAGUGUUUAUAGUAGUUCUCUCCAUUGCCUACAGAUUACGUUGGAGCAUUCGCUAUUGUUUGCACAUGUUGAGAUACAAAAGGAGGAAGCCAAUUGAUGAAACGAUAUACGUCUAUGACGCGUUUGUGCUGUACUGUGAAGAUGAUUCCCCUUGGGUAAGAAAUAAUAUCAUACCAAGGAUUGAAGAUGAAGCCAAAUUAAAACUGUGUAUUCACGAAAGAGACUUUAUUCCUGGGGAAUAUAUAGUUGAUAAUAUUGUAACCAGUUUGGAAAGGAGCAGAAAAGUCAUCAUGGUGCUGUCCAAUUCUUUUGUGUGA